Otolemur garnettii (small-eared galago) is the source of this 3813-nucleotide messenger RNA. RefSeq names its product ALS2, alsin Rho guanine nucleotide exchange factor (gene ALS2). The record is from RefSeq and is a predicted model, not a curated record. The transcript is spliced from 23 exons. Lineage: Eukaryota; Metazoa; Chordata; Mammalia; Primates; Galagidae. The coding region runs from base 106 to 3813 and encodes 1235 amino acids. Gene Ontology annotation, molecular function: guanyl-nucleotide exchange factor activity.
GGCUAGCGCCAGAUGCAGAGCGCGGUAUUGUCGGUGGAGCGUCAGGUCUUGAUAUACUUUUUGCAAAGAGGAAAUGAUUUGGUAAUGGAGUGUUCUCACUGACCGAUGGACUCAAAGAAGAGAAGCUCAACAGAGGCAGAAGGAUCCAAAGAAAGAGGCCUGGUUCAUGUCUGGCAGGCAGGAUCCUUUCCCAUAACACCUGAGAGAUUGCCGGGCUGGGGAGGAAAGACUGUUCUGCAAGCAGCCCUGGGAGUGAAACAUGGAGUUCUUCUGACUGAAGAUGGUGAAGUCUACAGCUUUGGGACCCUUUCUUGGAGAAGUGAACCAGCAGAGAUUUGUCCAAGUAGCCCUGUUCUAGAAAAUGCCCUGGUUGGGCAAUACGUUGUUACUGUGGCAACAGGAAGCUUCCACAAUGGAGCCGUGACAGAAAGUGGUGUAGUGUACAUGUGGGGGGAGAAUUCUGCUGGCCAGUGUGCUGUAGCUAACCAGCAGUAUGUGCCAGAACCAAGUCCUGUCAGCAUUUCUGAUUCUGAGACCAGUCCUUUGCUAUCAGUCAGGAUUUUGCAGUUGGCCUGUGGCGAGGAGCACACUCUGGCAUUGUCAAUCAGCAGAGAGAUUUGGGCAUGGGGUACUGGUUGUCAGUUGGGUCUCAUCACCACCACCUUCCCAGUGACAAAGCCCCAAAAGAUAGAACAUCUCGCUGGGCGAGUGGUGCUCCAAGUUGCCUGUGGUGCUUUCCACAGCUUAGCACUUGUACAAUGCCUCCCUUCUCAGGAUUUGAAGCCAGUCCCAGAAAGAUGCAACCAGUGCAGCCAGCUCUUAAUCACCAUGACUGACAAAGAAGACCAUGUGAUUAUAUCAGACAGCCAUUGUUGCCCAUUAGGUGUGACACUGUCAGAAUCCCAGGCAGAAAGCCAUGCCAGCGCUGCCAUCAGCCCCUCACCUGAAACCCUUGGCAGCCAGGGAGUUGAGAACGCUCCUGCAGCAAAGGACGCGCCUGUCACCACUGAACUGAAUGGGGAAAGCGUUCAGACCACCAGUGGCGAUGCCAUUUCUUCCCAACAGAAUAUCAUGGGAACAACUGAAAUUUCUUCUGCCAGAAACAUACCAUCAUACCCUGACACCCAGGCAGUAAAUGAGCACUUGCAGAAAUUGUCAGAUCAUUCAAUAAAAGAGGACUCAGAGAACAGUGAAAAGCCAGCAGCACCUCAGCCUCUUGUGGAAGAAGCAAUUCCUCAUCUUCACAGUCCAUCAACCACCAGCACCUCAGCUCUAAACAGCCUGGUGGUGUCUUGUGCAUCUGCUGUUGGUGUGAGAGUGGCCGCUACGUAUGAAGCUGGUGCCUUGUCACUGAAGAAGGUUAUGAACUUUUAUAGUACGCCCCCUUGUGAAACUGGAGCUCAGGCCGGCAGUAGUGCCAUAGGCCCCGAAGGCUUGAAAGAUAGCAGAGAAGAACAGGUUAAGCAGGAAUCGAUGCAAGGAAAGAAAAGUUCAAGUCUUGUGGAUAUCAGAGAAGAAGAAUCAGAGGGUGGCAGUCGAAGACUCUCCCUCCCAGGAUUGUUGUCACAAGUUUCCCCCAGGCUCUUAAGAAAGGCUGCACGAGUGAAAACGAGGACAGUGGUUCUGACCCCCACAUACAGUGGAGAAGCAGAUGCGCUCCUGCCUUCUCUGAGAACAGAGGUGUGGACCUGGGGGAAAGGGAAGGAAGGGCAGCUGGGGCAUGGUGAUGUUCUGCCUAGGCUUCAACCGUUGUGUGUAAAAUGUCUGGAUGGUAAAGAAGUAAUCCAUCUGGAGGCGGGUAGUUACCAUUCUCUUGCACUUACUGCAAAAUCCCAGGUUUACUCAUGGGGUAGCAAUACCUUUGGUCAACUGGGGCAUUCUGAUUUUCCAACGACAGUUCCUCGUCUUGCGAAGAUAAGCAGUGAAAAUGGAGUUUGGAGUAUAGCUGCAGGCCAGGAUUAUUCCCUGUUUUUAGUGGAUACAGAAGACUUCCAGCCUGGGUUAUAUUACAGUGGUCGACAGGAGCCUACAGAAGGUGACAACCUUCAAGAGAAUCACAGUGGUACUAAGACUCCAGUACUUCUCUCCUGUAGUAAGCUGGGCUACAUAAGCAGAGUGACAGCAGGGAAAGAUAGCUAUCUCACCUUGGUGGAUAAAAACAUUAUGGGUUAUAUUGCCAGUCUCCAUGAGUUGGCUACAACGGAAAGGCGGUUCUAUUCAAAAUUAAGUGAUAUCAAGUCUCAGAUUCUUAGGCCUCUUCUCAGUUUAGAAAAUUUGGGCACUGCGACUACAGUUCAGCUAUUGCAGGAGGUGGCAAGCCGAUUCAGCAAGCUGUGUUACCUAAUUGGUCAGCAUGGAGCCUCACUGAGCAGCUUCCUUCACGGGAUAAAGGAAUCCAGGAGUUUGGUCAUUCUGAAGCAUGCAAGUCUCUUCUUGGAUAGUUAUACAGAGUACUGUACAUCUAUUACAAAUUUCCUGGUUAUGGGAGGAUUCCAGCUUCUUGCUAAGCCUGCCAUUGAUUUCUUAAAUAAAAACCAAGAGCUGUUGCAAGAUUUAUCGGAAGUGAAUGAUGAAAACACUCAGUUGAUGGAAAUACUGAAUACUCUGUUUUUCUUGCCAAUCAGACGACUUCAUAAUUAUGCAAAAGUUUUGCUAAAGCUUGCUACUUGUUUUGAAGUGACAUCUCCAGAAUAUCAGAAACUUCAGGAUUCCAGUUCUUGUUAUGAGUCUCUUGCUCUCCAUCUCGGCAGGAAAAGGAAGGAAGCAGAAUACACACUGGGCUUCUGGAAGACCUUUCCUGGAAAAAUGACGGAUUCCCUGAGGAAGCCAGAGCGUCGACUGCUGUGUGAGAGCAGUAACCGAGCCCUGUCUCUGCAGCAUGCUGGGAGGUUUUCUGUGAAUUGGUUCAUUCUCUUUAAUGAUGCCCUGGUCCAUGCCCAGUUCUCCACGCACCAUGUUUUCCCCUUGGCCACGCUGUGGGCGGAGCCACUGUCUGAAGAAGCUGGUGGUGUGAAUGGCUUAAAGAUAACCACACCUGAGGAGCAGUUCACUCUCAUUUCAUCAACACCCCAGGAAAAGACUAAGUGGCUACGGGCCAUAAGCCAAGCUGUGGAUCAGGCUUUGAGGGGGACAUCUGAUCUUCCACCUUAUGGAAGUGGGAGCAGUGUUCAGAGGCAGGAACCACCCAUUUCACGCAGUGCCAAAUAUACUUUCUACAAGGAUCCUCGCCUCAAGGAUGCAACCUAUGACGGACGCUGGCUUUCAGGGAAGCCUCAUGGCAGAGGGGUUUUGAAGUGGCCUGAUGGAAAGAUGUAUUCUGGCAUGUUCAGGAAUGGCUUGGAAGAUGGGUAUGGAGAAUACAGAAUCCCAAACAAGGCAAUGAACAAAGAAGAUCAUUAUGUGGGCCUUUGGAAAGAAGGAAAAAUGUGUGGUCAAGGAGUCUAUAGUUAUGCCUCUGGUGAAGUGUUUGAGGGCUGUUUUCAAGAUAACAUGCGUCAUGGUCAUGGUCUCCUGCGAAGUGGGAAAUUGACUUCCUCUUCUCCCAGUAUGUUCAUUGGCCAGUGGGUAAUGGAUAAGAAAGCAGGAUAUGGUGUCUUUGAUGAUAUCACUAGAGGGGAAAAGUACAUGGGACUGUGGCAAGAUGAUGCAUGUCAAGGGAAUGGUGUGGUCGUUACCCAGUUUGGAUUAUACUAUGAAGGCAACUUUCACCUUAACAAAAUGAUGGGAAAUGGGGUUUUACUCUCCGAAGAUGAUACUAUCUAUGAGGGAGAAUUUUCAGAUGACUGGACUCUUAGUGGAAAGGUUGGAAACUAA